Molecule: messenger RNA, 937 nt
Organism: Desarmillaria tabescens
Lineage: Eukaryota; Fungi; Basidiomycota; Agaricomycetes; Agaricales; Physalacriaceae
Exons: 10
Coding region: 133-678 (181 amino acids)
Source: RefSeq, a predicted model, not a curated record
GCUCGGGAGAGCAUAAAUACGUCUCUUCUUCUGUUCGAGGAGUCAACCACUUUUGAGCUCGAAGACUGUCUGCUGUCACCCAAGAUGCACUCCUUGAAUCCAUUAAAAAUCUCACUGUGACCAGGUACACCUAUGCGCCCUUCAAUCUCAGCCGUGACCAUUCUACUGUGGAAUAUAUUAGUGACCUUCGACGACGAGGUAAAGCAAGUGUGGUUCCCAGAAAGUCCAUUGGAAAAUGCUUGUUCUUAUUCCUCCAAUCCUUUUUACCUUCGACCUUUAUUGUGCACGUAUCUUGCAUCCAGGUAUAGACAUUCACACUUGGAACUGCCGAAUGUGAGCCCUGUCCUUGUGCUUCAAACUCACACCUUGUGUCAAAAUUACUGUAUUUUGGGUCUCCUCACUUUUCUCUGCAUCUCCGUCACUGCUACGAUGAUAACCACCACCGUAUACUUGUAUCAGAACCUAAUCACAGUGUUUGAACCCGAUCACAGUCCGGUAAUCCUAGUCCGGUGCCCUACUGUCGUCCGCUGCCUACCGCCUUUUGGAUCCCUUUCUUCGUCUGCGAAACACUUUCUGCGCCUCUUACCGAUCAAAACUCACGUCGUUGUUUUCAGAGAUGGUGUGACAUUCUCACGACCUCCUCAUCUUGUCUCCUCAGUGACUUACCAGUUUAACUAGGAUUCAUCUUUUGUAUGAGUCAGGUAGGCAGGGGCCUUCACUAUAGAAAUAACACACGUCCAAUUGUUCUUGCCUUCUCGAGUGGGUACCUCUUUUCUUACUCUUGAGUAUAAAAAAUAUGUUCAGGAUGAUGGAAGACCUAGCUAUCUCAGUGGCGAAUCUGGUGGUGUGGAUUGCUGCCCCGAUACCGCUAUCCUAUGUUGCCACAAGGUAAAGAGAAUUGUAUCUGAAAUUCAUGCUUUUCAUCAAAGGGUACAGA